AUGUCCAGACCACAACUCCUCUCCCGCCCGUCCAGCGCGGUGGCGCAGAAAAAGACCAUCAUCCUCGUGACGGGCGGCAACACGGGCAUCGGCUACGAGAUCGUCAAGAAACUCUCCCGCGACAGCCCCAACAACCAGAUCCUCAUGGCCUGCCGCGACACGCACAAGGGCGAAGACGCCGUGGCCUCAAUGGGGGCCCCUCUCAACGUGAACCCGGUCCAACUGGACAUCACGGACGACGAAUCGAUCGAGCACUGCCUGCUCGCCGUGCAGCAACACUUUGGCAAGCUGGACGUGCUGAUCAACAACGCCGGAACCGCGGCGCAACAUUUACCACCCGACGCGACGCUACGGGAGAAAUUCGACAUCUGCAUGAACGUCAACGUCACUUCUACGGCGGUCUUGACGGAUAAAAUGGCGCCGCUGCUCGAAAAGUCGAACCUCCCAAAAGUGAUCUUCAUUUCCUCGACCGUGGGGUCGCUCCAGACGAACCUCAAGAACCUCACGUACGAGGGGAUUUGGUACAAUGCGAGCAAGACCGGCGAGAACGCGCUGGCGGUGUUUUACGCGAAGAUGUACCCGAGGUGGAAAGUCAAUAGUGUGUGUCCCGGGUAUCGGGCCACGAAGUUGAACGGCGCAGAGUUGACCGACGAGACGGAUCCGAAGCUCGGGGCCAUCCGGGCUGCUGAGUUGGUCGCUGAAGGGCCGGACGGGGUGACGGGGACGUUUUCGAGGACCGACGGGCCGGUACCAUGGUGA
Molecule: messenger RNA, 759 nt
Organism: Cladophialophora yegresii CBS 114405
Lineage: Eukaryota; Fungi; Ascomycota; Eurotiomycetes; Chaetothyriales; Herpotrichiellaceae
Exons: 1
Coding region: 1-759 (252 amino acids)
Cellular component (GO): membrane
Source: RefSeq, a predicted model, not a curated record